This is a messenger RNA of Nicotiana tabacum (common tobacco), 1200 nucleotides long. RefSeq lists its product as uncharacterized. Lineage: Eukaryota; Viridiplantae; Streptophyta; Magnoliopsida; Solanales; Solanaceae. The record is from RefSeq and is a predicted model, not a curated record.
GUUACCCCUUUCCCACUUCUUCCUCAAAAAAAAAUAUCUCUUGCCAUAAUAAGGUACAAUCAUCACACACACAGAGUACAUUACCUGUGAAAGCACCUUUAGUAUUAUUCAAAAGUAGUAUUAUGGUUUUAGUGGAACCUUUAAAUAAAUUACUACCAUAAUCGGAGUCAAAUUCAAGCUCAAAUUUGAUGGGUUUAAUUUUUAAAAAGUUUAUCGUCCAAUUUACCACGCGUUUGAAAUUAUAGAUUCAGUUUUAACAUUUUAAUGAUUUUUUGCUUAUAUAUCUAUUUUUUGUGUUUGAAAAUAUUGGAUUUAGUUAAAUAUGCAACAUCCACCAAAGGAACCUUUUCUAGUACAUUUCCACAAAUUCACACGCACACGCACUAAGAAAAGGUUAGUUACUUGUCCAUAUAAUUAUAUACCAAAAUAUAAGUGGAGAACCAUAAUACCAAAAAAGCAAGAUUCUCUAGAGGAAAAAGAAAAAAAAAGAAGAAGAAUGGGGAACAACAUUGGAGGAAAUAAGAAGAAGACAAAGGUGAUGAAGAUUAACGGCGAAAUCUUGAAACUGAAAACACCAGUAACAACCUCGGACGUAGUAAAAGACUACCCAGGUCAUGUUUUACUGGAAUCAGAAGCAGCGAAGAAAUUUGGUGUGAGAGCUAAGCCACUGGAACCAGAACAAGAACUGAAGCCAAACAAAAUAUAUUUCCUUGUAGAAUUGCCUCUGUUUCCUAAAGAAGAAAAUCGUAGAGUUCCAAGAAGAGUGAAAUCUGCUGUUCAGAUGAGUGCAAAGGAUCGGCUCGAGUGUCUCAUGUUAACACGAAGAUCGGCUUCUGAUUUGUCGAUUUUGAAGCCGAAUAAUGGACCUAUUCAGUUGAAGAUGAAGCUGCCGAGGACUUUAGUUCAGAAGCUGGUAGAAGAAAGCAGAGAUGAAACAGAGGUGGCUGAGAAAAUUAUGGAUCUUUGUAUGCCGAAUUCCAGUUAUGGCAGUUAAUUAGUUUUUUUGCUUGGUUUGCAGCUCUUAACUUUUUUUGUUUUGGUUUGGUUGUGAUUUGUGAAGUACAGAUGAUAAGGUCAAAUUUAGUUUCAAGAAUUGCAUAUAGUUUCACAGGUCCUUCUGCUUGCCUUUAAUUUUUCUUUAAUGGAACCAUCUGUUUAUUUGGUGGUAGUGUUGUUAUAUGUAUUGAUUGUGUUGUUUAA